Anarrhichthys ocellatus (wolf-eel) is the source of this 4755-nucleotide messenger RNA. It is a transcript of the gene rasa3, whose product is annotated as RAS p21 protein activator 3. Bases 217 to 2718 code for a protein of 833 amino acids. Gene Ontology annotation, biological process: negative regulation of Ras protein signal transduction; regulation of GTPase activity; intracellular signal transduction. NCBI's taxonomy places the organism in Eukaryota, Metazoa, Chordata, Actinopteri, Perciformes, Anarhichadidae. The record is from RefSeq and is a predicted model, not a curated record. The transcript is spliced from 24 exons. Gene Ontology annotation, molecular function: GTPase activator activity.
GCUGCUGCUGCUGCUGCGGGACUGAAGCUGAAUCUGCCCGCUUGUUCUUCAACCAGCCAGCAGAAGCAGUGAUCGGGACCCGGAGUGUGAUCGCUGUCCGGAGAGCAUAGAUGUGCAAAACCCCUGGAUUAUCCGUGCGCUGGAGAGGCCAGAACCGACCACCGUGGAGGACUGUCUUUAUCUAGUCGUCUAAAGGGAAAGAGCCACGGGGAAAGCAUGGCGGUAGAAGAGGAAGGUCUCCGGGUUUUCCAGAGCGUUAAAAUAAAAAUAGGAGAAGCGAAAAACAUCCCUCCGUACCCGGGGCCAAACAGGAUGAGGGACUGCUACUGCACCGUCAACCUGGACCAAGAAGAGGUCUUCAGGACCAAGAUCAUAGAGAAGUCACUUUGUCCAUUCUAUGGGGAGGACUUUUACUGUGAGAUUCCACGUAGCUUCAGACACCUCUCCUUCUACAUCUUCGACAGGGACGUCUUCAGGAGGGAUUCCAGUAUCGGCAAAGUUGCCGUGAAGAAAGAAGACCUGCAGAAAUAUCACGGCAAAGACACCUGGUUCCAGCUACAACCUGUCAGCGCUGACUCAGAAGUGCAGGGAAAAGUGCACCUGGAGCUGCGUCUGAGUGAAGUCAUCACAGACAGUGGGGUCAUCAACCAUAAACUAGCCACACGUGUGUUGGAGUGCCAAGGUCUUCCAAUCGUCAACGGCCAAUGUGAUCCCUACGCUGCCGUCUCCUUACUGGGACCUUCAAGGUCGGAAGCCAAGAAGACCAAAGUGAAGAGGAAAACCAACAAUCCACAGUUUGAGGAGGUUUUCUAUUUUGAGGUGACGCGGCCAUUAAGCUACACAAAGCGUCAGUUUGAUGUCGAAGAAGAGGAUGUUGACAAGCUGGCACUGAGGGUGGAUCUGUGGAACGCCAGCAACCUGAAGUUCGGGGAUGAGUUCCUGGGAGGGGUGAGAGUUCCUCUGCGGGCGUUGGGUCAGGCUGGUGUCCAUGACGCAUGGUACUUUCUCCAGCCCAGGGAGAACGGGGGGAAGUCAGUGAAGGUAGAAGAGCUCGGCUCUCUGCGUCUGAACAUCGUUUACACUGAGGACCACGUCUUCCCCUCUGAACACUACACUCCCCUCAGAGAUCUACUGCUGCAGUCUGCUAAUGUAGCGCCUGUGUCGGCGUCCCCAGCUCACACCCUUGGGGAGGUGUGUCGGGAGAAACAAGAAGCCGCCAUUCCCCUGGUACGCUUGUUUCUUCACUACGGCAAGAUUGUGCCUUUCAUCAGCACCAUCGCUCACGCCGAAGUCAACCGCACACAGGAUCCUAACACCAUUUUCCGUGGAAACUCGCUGACUUCCAAGUGCAUUGACGAGACCAUGAAGCUGGCAGGAAUGCACUAUCUGCAAGUGACACUCAAACCCAUCAUAGAUGAGAUCUGCACAGAACACAAAUCCUGUGAAAUCGACCCGGUCAAGCUCAAAGAAUCGGAGAACCUGGAUACGAACAGGGAAAAUCUUCGUCAGUAUGUGGACCGUAUCUUCAAUGUUAUCACCACCUCCGGCGUUCGCUGUCCCACCGUCAUGUGUGAUAUCUUCUUCUCUUUGAGAGAGUCCGCUGCCACCCGUUUCCAAGUUGACCAAGAUGUCCGAUACACAGCAGUGAGCAGUUUUAUUUUCCUGCGUUUCUUCGCUCCAGCCAUCCUCUCCCCCAACUUGUUCCAUCUACGGCCGCACCAUCCAGAUCCCGCCACCUCUCGAACCCUCACCCUCAUCUCCAAGACGAUCCAGACCCUGGGAAGUCUCGCCAAGUCUAAAUCUGCCAAUUUCAAAGAGUCUUACAUGGCUGCAUUUUACGACUACUUCAAUGAGCAGAAAUAUGCGGACGCUGUGAAGAAUUUCCUGGACUUGAUCUCCACCUCAGGCAAAUGGGAUCAGAGGAGUAUUGAAACACCGAUCAUGCUCAAAGAGGGAUUUAUGAUAAAGAGGGCACAAGGGAGAAACCGGUUUGGAAUGAAGAACUUCAAGAAGAGAUGGUUUCGCCUCACCAAUCACGAGUUUACCUACCACAAAACGAAAGGCGAGAGCGCUCUCUGCAGCAUUCCUAUAGAGAACAUUCUGGCUGUAGAGCGGCUGGAGGAGGAGUCUUUCAAGAUGAAAAAUAUGUUCCAGGUUAUUCAGCCGGAGCGGGCGCUCUACAUCCAGGCCAACAACUGCGUCGAGGCUCGCGACUGGAUCGACAUCUUGACCAAAGUCAGCCAGUGCAACCGCAAACGCCUAAGCACCUACCAUCCUUCAGCCUACCUCAACAGCCACUGGCUCUGCUGCAAGCUCUCAGCAGACACAGCCCCUGGGUGUACGCCCUGCACUGGCGGCCUCCCAGCAAACAUCCAGCUGGACGUAGAUGGAGACAGAGAGACCGAGAGGAUUUAUUCCCUGUUCAGCACAUACAUGACCAAACUGAUCAAGAUGCAAGAGGCCUGCGGCAGUAAAUCUGUGUACGACGGGCCCGAACAGGAGGAGUACUCUAGCUUUGUCAUCGAUGACCCCCAGGAGACCUACAAAACCCUGAAGCUGAUUGUUUCAGCCGUGCAGACCUUGGAGCAGCAGCACACCAAGUACAAACGUGACAAGUUCAAGAAGACAAAGAUAGGCAGCCAGGAGCAUCCGAUUGGAGACAAGAGUUUUCAGUGCUACAUUCGCCAGCAGUCCGAGAGCUCCACCUACUCCAUCUAGCCCUGUGUAGUGUUUCUACGAUGCCUAGAACCAGCAGAUUUUUCUUUCCUGGAAAAACUUUCCUCUUGGCAAUGCCCCGUGUCUAGUAUUGAGUUUUAAAGCUUUAUUUUUCCUCAAAACAAGAUAAAAAAGGCAUCAAUGUGAGAUCGUUUUACUUAUUUCCAAAGCAAAGUAUCCAUGCUUCACUUUUUUAAAGACUUUUCAGGGAGCAGCAUGCUGUGUCACCUGACUGGCGUAUUUGUCCAGUUGUAGGAAAAUAAGAGUUUUAAUUGUCCGUACCAGACUGGACGAGCUGUGUAGAUGGACUUUUUUUUUGCAGUGUCUCAAGAUGUAUCACUCCAAAUCAGGAGAACAGACCUCAGACCAGCAUGAAAAAUAGAGGAACAGUUGUGGAGGAAAGGAGUGAUACGAAUUAAGACAUAAUCAUACCGGACAUCUACGUGGGUCUCCUGUCUGUGAUGUGACGAGAGAACAAGCCAACGUUUUCACUGGACAGUUCUGACAGUGACCAACACGCACUUUAAUCGCCUCCACGUCUAUCGAUGAACAAGCAUCGCAGCACACGUUCAAAAGCUUAUUUUAUCCGUUUGAUUUGUAUUUGGUUAUUAUAAUGGUUGACAUGUUGAGAUGUUCCAUUGUAUUUCACUCCAGAAGGAAGGAAGGACUGUACUUUUCCCUCUUUGGGUGGUGUUGCCCCCAUGUCUUUGUUGUUUCUUUGUCCUUAACCUCCUCAGGAAGGCUGUGAAGAUUGAGGGCACAGAAGAAGGGAUUGUCGGGACCAAGCACAGCCGAGAGCAGCUUGAUGCUAUCAAUGUUAUCUUUCAAUUUCAUCCCUUCAAUUUUAACCCUCACCUUUGAUGUUUAGGAUCAAGUUUCCACAUGUCAUUUGAAGCCUUGUUCUGUUAUGGUUGGACAUAAGGCUCCUGUGUUACCAGUACCUGGGUUGAAGGAAUAGCUUCUUCUUUUUUUGGAGAGUCAGAAAAACCCAUAGAUGCCUUUUUUGUAUCUCUAUGGGUGUCAAGUUGCAGCUUCUCUUUUAUGUAAGACAAAAUACACUGGGUGGCUAUUUAGUUGAACUCCAUCUUGAUCUGCAUCUGAACAAAGACGUUCGAUAAUAACGUCCAACUUCAGAACCCGUUUCAUUCGAUAUCAGGGCUGCCUGCUGUUGGCCCCUGUUGACUCCCGCAAUCUGUGAAUUGUGAAUUGUGCAUAAGCACAAAUACAUUCAGUAAAAUGCAUUGUGUAACCACAAUGUAAACUGAAAUAACAGUGUGCUAGCAAUAUACACUCAGUGGCCACUUUAUUAGGUGCACCGGUACAUUCUGUUGCAAUUCAGCUCUGCCACAAAUUCAGCCUUUAUGUUUAUAAUGUUCUGUUUUUCACAGGCAUUGUGGGAAAUGUGUAGUUAAGUUAAAGGUGGUGUUCUGGACGAUAUUGAGAGGUGUUUCUUACGUUUUUGUUCUUCUUAUUUACAGUACAGCAGUACAUGAGAUGGACAGAAUAUUAGAAAGGGUUGAAUAUAAUGCAGUCCAGAACAGUCCCAUCAGUAUCACCUCAGUUAUAAAUAUAUAACUUAAUUAGCACCUUUAACGGUGUAAAAAGAAGAAAACCGAAUAUUACUGGCAUCAUAAAAGUAGACUUUAUGGCAGAACAGUUGUAUAUGAUUGCAUUAGAGUGUACAGGUCAAGUUAAUUUUAUUCAUAUUUAUAUAUCUAAUAACAACUCUGUCUCAGAUGUACAUCAUGAAGUGACCAAUGAGUGUAUAUAGAAUAUAGAGUGCAUAUUGGAUUAAUAAACACAUUUUGUAAUUAGAUUCAAUUGCCACAAACUAAUUGCCACAUGCUGAACCUAGAGCCACCUGGGGCCGUUGGACAGUUGCCCACUAUGCCCAGUUAGUAGUCCAACCUUGGCUAACAGACACACACAUCCAUGGUGCAUUUAGUUAUUCUGUUGCAGGUUCAUAUUAGUGGAAAACAGUGUAUUUUGCUACUCUUAAGGGGUGCCAAAAUUUGUUCCCGACGUCCAGUAGUUGACUAA